This is a messenger RNA of Hordeum vulgare subsp. vulgare (domesticated barley), 1808 nucleotides long. Its product is annotated as aldehyde dehydrogenase family 3 member F1-like. Gene Ontology annotation, molecular function: aldehyde dehydrogenase (NAD+) activity. NCBI's taxonomy places the organism in Eukaryota, Viridiplantae, Streptophyta, Magnoliopsida, Poales, Poaceae. Gene Ontology annotation, biological process: aldehyde metabolic process. The record is from RefSeq and is a predicted model, not a curated record. Bases 122 to 1576 code for a protein of 484 amino acids. Gene Ontology annotation, cellular component: cytoplasm. The transcript is spliced from 10 exons.
GUUGGCGCUAUUUAACACGACAUCCGGAGCGCGCUUCAUUCCGCAAGCUGAAGCGCGACACCGCGGCCAUCAACCGGCGAGCGUGCACUCCGUGAGCCAUAGCUCCUCCGUCUCUCUUCCCAUGGGAAGCCUGCAUGAGAAGCCCGAGCAUGGCUUCGGCGGCCUGCUGAGCGGCUUGCGAGAGGCGUACCACAGCGGCAGGACCAAGGACCUCGCGUGGAGGCGGUCGCAGCUCAGGGGGCUCCUCAGGCUGCUGACGGAGAAGGAGGAGGAGAUCUUCGACGCGCUCCACGACGACCUCGGCAAGCACCGCGCUGAAUCUUACAGGGACGAGCUUGGGGCUCUCGUCAAGUCCGUCAACCACACGCUGAAAAACCUCGAGAGAUGGGCGGCUCCCGAGAAGGCUCAAGCGCCGUUGGUUUCUUUCCCGGCGACCGCGCUGGUGGUGCCAGAGCCUCUCGGCGUCGUGCUCGUAUUCUCCUGCUGGAAUUUGCCACUAGGUUUGGCUUUGGAGCCACUCUCUGGCGCACUAGCAGCUGGCAAUGUUGUAGUUGUAAAGCCCUCCGAGCUUGCUCCAUCCACCGCCGCAUUCCUUGCUGCCAAUAUACCAAGGUACCUUGAUCCUAAGGCUGUGAAGGUCGUCUUAGGUGGACCUGAAGUUGGAGAACAACUAAUGGAGCACAGAUGGGACAAAGUUCUUUUCACCGGAAGCGCCAAUGUAGGGCGUAUUAUUUUGACAAAAGCAGCAAAGCACUUGACCCCUGUCGCCCUUGAACUUGGGUCGAAAUGUCCGUGCAUUGUUGAUCAGCUCGAUAGUAAGAGGGAUAGGCAGAUUGCAGUGAAUCGAAUAGCGGGAGCGAAGUGGUCAGUUUGUGCCGGACAAGCUUGUGUUGCCAUCGACUACAUCUUGGUCGAGGAGAAAUUUGCUCCUAUUCUGAUUGAGCUACUGAAAUCGACGGUAAAAAGGUUUAUCGCUACACCAGAGUGCAUGGCCCGGAUAUUGAACGCAAAGCAUUUCCAGAGGUUAAGCAACUUUUUGGACGAUAAGAGGGUGGCAUGUUCAGUGGUGCACGGGGGAUCAGUGAACCAUAAGACAUUGACCAUUGAACCCACCAUAUUGUUAAAUCCGCCACUCGAUUCUGACAUCAUGACUGAGGAGAUAUUUGGCCCAUUGCUCCCUAUCAUCACGGUGAAGAAGAUCGAAGAUAGCAUUAAAUUUGUGACAUCGAUGCCGAAACCAUUGGCAAUCUAUGCUUUCACCAAAAACGAGAAACUAAAACAGCGAUUUAUAAAUGAAACGUCAUCCGGGAGCAUCACGUUAAACGACGCAAUUGUGCAGUAUGUAGUGGAAGGCCUCCCGUUCGGUGGCGUCGGGCAAAGCGGAUUCGGACAGUACCACGGCAAAUACAGCUUCGAGCUUUUCAGCAACAAAAAGGCGGUGUUCAAGAGAAGCUUCCUAAUCGAGUUCAUGUUCAGAUACCCGCCAUGGGAUGACAGUAAAAUCGGGAUGCUGAGACAUGUUUUCAACACGAACUACAUACUUCUACUCCUUGGACUGCUCGGCUUGAGGAGAUGAUGGAAGAAAAACCGGGAGAAAGAGGCCGGGCGAAAUAGCCAAGAGAAGCUACGCCAGAUGAACGAAAGCAUAUGGACUCAAACCACAUAAAUGCUAUAUACUUUUGUUCAUAAUAAAACUGGAUUAUCUAAGUGUGUAAACAGGUUCUGUUAAGUGUUGUGAUUCCUCAAAAGUUUGGCAAUAUAAUACAGUUCGGGAGAACACCCCUAGGUGUUUACCUGUGCCGGCGAAA